This is a messenger RNA of Podospora anserina S mat+, 1317 nucleotides long. RefSeq lists its product as uncharacterized. The record is from RefSeq and is a predicted model, not a curated record. The transcript has a single exon. Bases 1 to 1317 code for a protein of 438 amino acids. NCBI's taxonomy places the organism in Eukaryota, Fungi, Ascomycota, Sordariomycetes, Sordariales, Podosporaceae.
AUGGCAACCAAUUCCACAUACUUUGUUGCUCUCUGCUCCUUUGUAGCCACCCGCUACGCGGAAGCCGGGAUCCAACUUGACGAUAUCGAGCGCGAAGAAUUGCCCCUUACCCUCAGCACCUUCCUCAACACCAUCUCCAACGGUCUUCGUGACCCCAUUCCGGAGAAAAGAAAGCGCCGAGGUAUUGACUUCGGCACGAAAACACUCAACGAGAUUCCUCCUGCUAACUUGCAUUACAGCACCAACAAAGGCCGCCAAUGCCAGCCACACAUCAGCCGGCAGCGGCAUUCCCGCUUGCGUAUAUCUUCAGGCCUUGUUCCCGAAUACUUCGGCUGCCCGAGAUGUCAGGGCACUGGAACCACCUGCCCAAACGCUAACAUGACCGCCCUCAUCAAUCGUGAAAGCGGGCCCAUUGCCAAGCUAGCCUCCGCAAUCUACGCAGUCGACCAGGUCUUUCACAAAUGGGUAGUCCACGCCUUCCCCCCCGGCUUCUCCUGGGCCUCCCCCUUGGACAACUCCUACUCCCAAGCCGAGCUGACCACCUUCCUCAACCUCAUCACCUUGUCCUACAACCUCCACACCCUCCGCACCACCCUCAAGGACCUCAGCACCCACAUCAAAUCCGUCUCCAGAAAAAUCACCGCCUUCUCCGCCGCCCUCUCCUUCCUCUUGGGAAUCCUAAUCCACAUCUCGGAGAGCCACGGAGUCCAAAUCCCCCCUAACCUCCCCUUCACCUUCAAACCAGUCGACGAAACCGAUUACCGCUGCCCCUUCCCGGGCAUCACCAACCAGUCCAACACCAGACCCCCACACGACCAUUACUUCACCCUCAUCAAGAAUUCCAUCCUCCUCCGCCACGCCGUCACCCAACUCUCCAAAUUCAUCACCACCACGCUCGCCUCCCACAUCCGCCUCGCCGUCAUGUCCCUCGGCGCCUUGUCACAAUCCCCCCCAGGAACUAUCGACCCUUCCCUCCUCUGCCCAGGUAGGCUGGACCAGUUAGCGGACAAGCUGGGAAACAUGGAGGUCAUCUCCAUGGAGCAGGAACUCAAGCCUUUUCUCCAACGGCUCGAGGACCAUGCCGCGGCUGUCAAGGAGAAGCUGGUUGGCUGGGAUUUGGGGGAUCAAGCGCUGGCGAUGGAUACCACCAGCCUGUCGGGGUCGUAUGUCGAGAUGUUGGCGGGCAAGUUUGGGGAGGUUCAGACGGCGACGUUGGGGAGUGGCGGGUGGAUGAUCCAGGUUGCGGAGGAGGGGGCGAGGGUGGUGGGUGAGGUUGCUGAGGGGUAUAGGCUGUUGAGGCUGAGGGAGUAUUGUUGA